AUGUCUUGUCUACUGUGGUUUUUGUCGAAGUUUCGUCCGAAGACACGGGAACGGCCGGAUGGCGACCGUGAAGAGGACGAACCUGAGACCCAGAAAAAAAGCAAACAUGAAAAAAAAUGGAAGUGUAAAAACUGGAGGAGGAUUUUUAAGAAAAAGAAGAAGGUGGAGGGUGAUGGAGAGGCAGGACAGAGCAGUGUAAUGGAGAAGCCAUUAAACAUUUACAAUGGAGAUGGUGCUGAAGUGCUCAUGGUUCUGGUGGAGAAAACUGAACCUGAUCCUGCAGAUAGAGAGGAUUUGAUGAACUGCAGGCUGGAUGGAGCUGAGAAGAUUAUCAGCCAGCAGCAGACUCCACAUCAAAUCCUGGAUGGAACUGAUGAAGCAGCUGAAGAUAGAGCUGUUGAAGAUCUCGGGAACUUCCUGCUGGAUGAGAAUGAGGCUGAUGCCGACCAUCCUAAUGGAAAUGAGAUCUUGGGAGUGAUGGACCUAAACACAGAGACUGAGGAUGAGGAUUGUAGAGAGCUCAUGAACUUCCUCCUGAAAAAAACUGAGGAACAGAUUGAGCUCCUAAAAAUGAACGAUAAAGAAGUUGAGUUUGAGGCCAUCACAGAGCUCAAAGAAAACAUGAUGGAUGAUGUGGAGACGCCGUGCAACAAACUUCUGGAAGGAGAUACGAUCACAGAGGAGAUGGAUGCAGAAGGUGGACUUGCAUUAGUUAAAGAGUUGGUGAACGUUCUCCUGGAAAAGACAGAGGAAAAGAUUGAGCUUCUGAAUGUUAAAGAUGCAGAAGCUGAGACUGAAAACCUCAUGGAGAACAUGCUGGAUGAUCUGGAUGGAUCUGGAGAGCAGCUUCUGGCAGGAAAGAAGGUUCCAGAAGCAAUGGAUGAAGCAGUUGAGACUGAAACAGCUGAGGAUGUGAUGAAGUUUCUCCUCAAUAAGAGUGAAGCCAGCAUGGAUGAAGGUCUUGAAAUGGUGGUGGAGGUGAUGAAUAUGGUGGAGGUUGAAAAUGACAUUAGAGCUGAGGUUGAACAGAUACUGAACCUCAUCCUGGAUGAGAUCGAGCUAAAAGUCACAAAGCAGCAGAAUGAAGUGGACGAGAUGGAGAAGAUUAACCAGCAGAUUCUGAUGAUUAAAGAUGAAGAGAAGGACAUUAAGAAAGAUGAGCUCCUGAAUGAAGGAGGGGAUGGAAACCUGAAGAAGAAGAGGGUGAGGAGAGGAACACGGGGACACGGUCGGAAAAUCAAUUACAAGAGGAGAGAGAAAGAGGAAUCUGGUAAAGCAGAAGAUCAGAUUCCAGAUGUUAUGGAUGUUGUGGAGGCUGAAGCGGGCAUCAGAUCUGAGGUUGCCCAGAUGAUGAACAUCCAGGAUGAGACUGAAGCCAGUAAUGGCCAACAUCUGGAAAAAGAACCCACAAUGAAGUUAAUGGAUAAAGAAGGGGGUGGAAAACUGAAAAAGAGGGUGAGGAGAGGAACAAGAGGAAAAGGACGAAAAAUUAAUUACAAAAAGAAGGAAGAAGUGGAACAGGUUGUGGAGAAUAAAGAGCCUCACAGAGAAGAUCUGCUGAAGGUCAGAAAAGAGCAGGAGGACGAAGAGAAGCCACCUAUUCAGAGGUGAUGAGAAAUGCCUAUGGAGGAACAAGCUGGUACGGACCAGAAUACAGAAUGAGAACACCCUACUGGUACCAAUAUGGCCAGCACCCCCCAGAACCUGUGUGGAGAAAUUAUGGGAUGGAGGAGAGGAAUGACUGGAGAUAUGGAGGCCGUCAGUGGGAGAGGAGAAACUUGUGGACACCACCAGCCCCAAAUUAUUAUUAUUAUCCAAAUUAUUAUUAUAACCAGAAUUAUUAUUAUUAUUGAAUAAAUAAAAUUAAAGCACACCUGC
Messenger RNA from Trichomycterus rosablanca, 1878 nucleotides. RefSeq lists its product as uncharacterized. The record is from RefSeq and is a predicted model, not a curated record. Lineage: Eukaryota; Metazoa; Chordata; Actinopteri; Siluriformes; Trichomycteridae. The coding region runs from base 1 to 1611 and encodes 536 amino acids. The transcript has 9 exons.